Messenger RNA from Rotaria sordida, 318 nucleotides. The record is from the annotation of a GenBank genome assembly. Lineage: Eukaryota; Metazoa; Rotifera; Eurotatoria; Philodinida; Philodinidae.
AUGAUGAAGGAACUACUAAGUAUACUUAGUAUUGCUUUUCUACUGAUAUUGAUCGUUGGUACUAUUCCAAUUGACCGUCAAAUUGAGGAAACUCCAUGUGAAAAUCGAAUGUGUUUGGAUGAUAUAGCGAUCUGUAUAUGUGGUUCAACAAUGACGCCAGAAGAUCCAUGUGGUUGUCCAUUUCGAUGUGAAGCCUGCUCAUUCGAAUGGUUACCAUCAUUUAAUUGGAAUUUUACUGGUCUCGUUCUUCCAGAAAUUGAUUUGUCAAAUCUUGUUUUUGACUUUUCCAAUUGGCAUUGGAAUAUUGGCAAAAAAUAA